GAAAAAUCAAUCAGGAAGGGGUACCAACAUAUAUAGACACACCAAUAAGUAUAUAUCACAAUUCGGACAACAUCAACAUUAUUGUAACGUAUAAACAAUAAUUUCGGCGCCGCAUAAACGCUUAUAAGCUGGACUGUAAAUUAAAAAUCUUCCUGUCACUAACUCCGACCCAAUCCUGUGCACUGGUCUCCUAUUGAGGGCGCGAAAUGCUGCUGCAAACUUCCGGGCCCAGCCGCACUCGAAUCUUCUCGCUGCUCCACCAAUGCCGACUGGCGAGCUCAAAGCCUCGCUUUGACUACGAUCUGGUAGUGCUCGGUGGCGGCUCGGCGGGAUUGGCCUGCGCCAAGGAGGCCGUCGACUGCGGUGCCCGUGUGCUCUGUUUUGACUAUGUGAAGCCCACGCCAGUUGGCACCAAGUGGGGCCUGGGAGGCACCUGCGUGAACGUUGGCUGCAUCCCCAAGAAACUAAUGCAUCAGGCCUCGCUGCUGGGCGAGGCGGUGCACGAGGCUGUGGCCUACGGCUGGAACGUGAACGACAAAAACAUCAGGCCGGACUGGUGUAAGUUGGUGCGCUCAGUGCAAAAUCAUAUUAAGUCCGUCAACUGGGUCACCAGGGUGGACCUGCGCGACAAGAAGGUGGAGUACGUUAACUCCAUGGGAGCGUUCGUCGAUGGGCACACCAUUGAGUAUGUGCCCAAAUCCGGCCAGGCUAAGAGCAGAGUGACCGCCAAGAACGUGGUGGUGGCAGUGGGUGGGCGUCCCCGUUAUCCCUCCAUUCCCGGGGCCACCGAAUUCGGUAUAACCAGUGACGACAUAUUCAGCUAUGACCGCGAGCCGGGCCGUACCCUGGUUGUGGGUGCGGGCUAUGUGGGACUGGAGUGCGCCUGUUUCUUAAAGGGACUGGGCUACGACCCCACUGUUAUGGUGCGCUCGAUCGUCCUCCGCGGCUUCGACCGCCAGAUGUCCGAGCUCCUAGCCGCCAUGAUGUCGGAGCGUGGCAUAUCGUUCUUAGAGACCACUAUCCCGAGCUCUGUGGAACGACAGUCAGAUGGACGGCUGCUUGUGCGGUUCCGGAAUACGACCACACAAACAGACGGCAGCGAUGUGUUUGACACUGUUCUAUGGGCUAUCGGACGGCGAGGUUUAAUCGAAGACCUGAAUCUGGAGGCAGCUGGCGUUAAGACCCAGAACGACAAAAUUGUGGUAGACCGAUCUGAGGCCACGAAUGUACCGCACAUCUUCGCCGUGGGCGACAUCGUAUACGGACGGCCGGAGCUUACCCCAGUGGCCAUCUUAGCCGGCCGACUCUUGGCGCGACGGCUCUUCGCUGGGUCCACCCAGCUUAUGGACUACGCGGAUGUGGCCACCACAGUGUUCACUCCACUGGAGUACGCAUGCGUCGGCAUGUCAGAGGAGACGGCCAUCGAGAAGCACGGUGCCGACAACAUUGAGGUUUUUCAUGGCUAUUACAAGCCCACUGAGUUUUUCAUUCCUCAGAAGAGUGUUAGGUUCUGCUACCUUAAGGCCGUGGCCGAAAUCGCCGGAGACCAGAAGAUUCUGGGACUGCACUACAUGGGUCCGGUGGCCGGUGAGGUCAUUCAGGGCUUUGCCGCGGCCCUGAAGUCCGGAUUGACUGUGAAGACCUUGCUUAAUACGGUUGGCAUCCAUCCCACCACCGCCGAGGAGUUCACUCGCCUCUCCAUCACCAAGCGAUCUGGUCGUGACCCUACUCCUGCCUCUUGUUGUAGUUAGAGGGUUUUAUAUGCUUUUAAUGUGUAAAAUAAAGCAAAGCGGUUUAUGUUUA
Drosophila ananassae is the source of this 1803-nucleotide messenger RNA. RefSeq names its product thioredoxin reductase 2, mitochondrial (gene Trxr2). Gene Ontology annotation, cellular component: mitochondrion; cytosol. The transcript is spliced from 2 exons. Gene Ontology annotation, molecular function: flavin adenine dinucleotide binding; glutathione-disulfide reductase (NADPH) activity; thioredoxin-disulfide reductase (NADPH) activity. NCBI's taxonomy places the organism in Eukaryota, Metazoa, Arthropoda, Insecta, Diptera, Drosophilidae. Gene Ontology annotation, biological process: glutathione metabolic process; cellular response to oxidative stress; cell redox homeostasis. The record is from RefSeq and is a predicted model, not a curated record. The coding region runs from base 207 to 1751 and encodes 514 amino acids.